Messenger RNA from Schistosoma bovis, 1931 nucleotides. Lineage: Eukaryota; Metazoa; Platyhelminthes; Trematoda; Strigeidida; Schistosomatidae. The record is from the annotation of a GenBank genome assembly.
UUGAUAUUAAAACUUAGUAGAAUAAGAAGAGAAUAUAAUAAAAGAGAUUGAAACAUAUCACGUGUGAACUAAAUAGAUAAUCUAUCUUUCUAACCCGUUUUCAUCUAUGAGUUAAAAUAAUCAAUCAGAAAGUUGACUUAUUAUUAUAAAUAAGUUUAAUUGAAAUUCAUUACAAUAAUGAAAAUAUGUAGUGUUAUGUAGUAAUACCUUUUCAAAUGAACUUAAAAAAGCUUAUCAUAUUCUUCUUGUUACAUUUUCUAACGAAUUUGUGCGGUCUAAUACUGGCUAGCAAUUAUGAUCAGUACAUAGAUAGAUUGAUAAAUGAUGGAAAAUUAUUAUAUGAUGAUUAUAUAAAACAAAAUCCUAGUUUAGAAUCAACAUUAGAACGUUUAUAUUCAAUGGAACAUCCAAUUUUUCAAGAAGAUUAUCCAGAAAAUUAUGAAAUUACUGAUAAACAAUGGAAUGAGUUAUUAAACGAAAUCAAUCAAGCUAAAUUAGGCAAACUAGAAGAAAAUGAUAUUGAUAAACCAAAAUUUAUUGAUUCAAAUUUUAAUGAAAAAUCAAAUGAUAAUUAUGAAUUAAAUUCAAAUAGAAAUAAUAUUAAUAAAGUUUUAAAUGAACCAAGUUUAACAGAACGUCGAAAUGAAAUUGCUUAUCAAAAUUCUCUAUGGGGUGAACAUAAAGUUUCUGGAGGUUCCAGUGAAACAGGUCAGUGGAUAGAUUAUGCUUUAUUGGGAGCUGAAGCACAAGAUACAAUAGCUAAUAAUUUAAAUCUAUCUAGCGAGUUGGAAUCAUCUCAUAUAGAAUCUAAAUUUGAUAAUUUACCUGCUUAUUGUGAUCCACCAAAUCCAUGUCCAUUAAAUUAUAAAUCAAAUGAUUUACCAACACCGUGUGAUCAAGAUAUUGAAGAUACUAUUGAAUUUAAUAGACAUUGGAUAAUAAGAAAAAUGCAAAAUGGUGAAUGUUCAUGUGAUAAUGAACAUAUGGAUAACUGUCCAGUUGAAUCAAAUGAAAAUGGACAUAAAACUAAUUUUAUGUCUGGACAAAAGACUGAUGGAAAAAUUUUAUUGAUAAAUCCAUAUCUACGAGGAGAAAGUCGUAAAAGGCUGGUAGCUAAAAAACGAGUUAAACGUUCACACCUCAAAUUAUUGUCAAGUUGACAUACAAUUUUAUGAAAGAAAUUCAUAAUAUGUCAUUCAUGCACUAAGUCAGUGACUUAGAAUUGAACUCAUUAAAUAAUGUCACAUAACUGUGAUAAACAUGUUUUAUUUGUACAAAAACCAAACAAAUAUUUUUGAUAAUAAAAUUCAACUAAAAUGUAAUAUAUAUCAGACUAUUUAAUUUGCUCAGUAAAACAAAGAACUGACUGUCGAAAAAAAUUAUCGUUAUAAUCCUUAUUUAUUGGGUAGUGUUCACAAGACUGCAGUGAAAAAAAUUGGACUAUAUAAACCAUCACAAGAAAAGUAUAUGUAAUACACUUAAUACAAUGAAUUGAGUAAUAAUUGUAAUAAAUUAUACUUUAAGUUCAGUAAUAAUAAACGAUACAAUUCGACACUGAUAAUAAAUUGAAUGUUUUUUUUAAAAAAAGAUGGUACUUUUUCUUUCUUUAUUUUUAUUCUUUCAAAAUAUUGUACUUUGAGUUAUAGAUCAUUAGGUAUAUGGUUUUCUUGACCUUUGGAUUAACGAAAUUGUACAAUAAUUCUUAUAUUGAAUGAAUCAAUUUUUUUCGUAGACCUUUAUUAUAUAGGACUAUCAUGAUGUAGUUGAAGUUUUAUGCGUUAUAAUUUAGUUUAUUUUCGAUUACAUAAAGUGAAUGAAUGAACUUUAUAUACGGAAGUAUGAAUCUAAAUGAUUCAAUAUAUAGAUGCAUAAUUAAUUCACAUCUUUGAUAGAGUACAAAACCUGUAAUAAUACAUAAAGAGAGAUUGUAA